UCUCCUUUGAUCACACCACUAGCAAGCUACGACAAUGGCUUUGCUCGCGAGAUGCCUCCUGGUCUGCCUCGCCAUUUUGGUCCUCUCCGUGGGCUGCCUCCCCGGCAGCGGCUCGGCGAUGGGCCUGCCGCGGCCGCGGCCGAACUUGAACUUCACCAUCGGCGUCGAGGGCGCCGUCUGGUGCAAGGGGUGCCGGUACGCCGGCUACGUCCAGUCCAGGAAUGCGUCCCCGCUCCCGAAUGCCCCCGCGCUGCUGCGGUGCAGGCGCGGGGAGUGGGCGCUGUCGGUGUGGGGCGCCACGGACGAGCGCGGCUACUUCCAGAUCCAGACGGCGCAGCAGUCGGCGCCCUUCACUAGCAAGGACUGCAAGGUGUACGUGCUGGGGUCGCCGGCGCGCGCGUGCGGAGUGCCCGUCAAGCCCCGCGGGAACGACGACAAGGGGUCGCCGCUCAAGUUCCGCAAGUUCGUGACGCUCCCCGACGGGCUGCAGGCGGUCUACACGGCCGGCGACUUCGUGUUCGGGCCCAAGAAGCCCGGCAAGUGCUGAUUGGAUCCAUCAAGUUUGGGCUUCGCGAGGUUCCCGUGCACGCGCGUUGUGUCGGGGUACUACUGAUAUUUUAUAUUUUUGAUUAAAAACUCACCCCCUGUAUUUUUCAAAGCACAAAUUAGCAUGGCAAAAUUCUAUUUGUAAACAUGUAUUUUUAAUGUAUUGUAUGUUGAUUUGAAGAAACUGGGGCAUGUCAUAUAAACUACACAAAAGCACUUUGAACGAUA
Hordeum vulgare subsp. vulgare (domesticated barley) is the source of this 774-nucleotide messenger RNA. Its product is annotated as non-classical arabinogalactan protein 30-like. The transcript has 2 exons. Lineage: Eukaryota; Viridiplantae; Streptophyta; Magnoliopsida; Poales; Poaceae. The record is from RefSeq and is a predicted model, not a curated record. Bases 35 to 547 code for a protein of 170 amino acids.